Drosophila grimshawi is the source of this 967-nucleotide messenger RNA. Its product is annotated as trypsin iota. The transcript is spliced from 3 exons. The record is from RefSeq and is a predicted model, not a curated record. The coding region runs from base 1 to 870 and encodes 289 amino acids. Gene Ontology annotation, molecular function: serine-type endopeptidase activity. Gene Ontology annotation, biological process: proteolysis. Lineage: Eukaryota; Metazoa; Arthropoda; Insecta; Diptera; Drosophilidae.
AUGUUGACAAGAUACGCUCGACGGUUGCUUACGAAUUUAAAGGCGAUUAACAUUUACAGCUCUUGGGCAAGCGAUAAGUUUUGCAAUAAUGCGCGACAAAACUUGUUGCUGCUGCUACUUUCCCUUCUGGGAGCAGCAAUGGCAAUGCCCACCAAUCAGGAAUUUGGACGCAUUGUGGGUGGCACCGAUUUGGCCAUACAUAAUGCACCCUGGCAGGUGUCCAUUCAGUUGAGCGCUCGUCACAUUUGCGGCGGUAGCAUCUACAGCAAGGACAUCAUCCUGACAGCGGCACACUGUGUAAAGGAUAAAUCUGUGACUCUAUUGCAAGUGCGUGUGGGCUCCAAUCGACACAAUGCUGGCGGCACACUCAUCCCAGUGGCUACCUACAAGCUACACGAGCACUUCGAUCCAUAUCUCUUGCAUUACGACAUUGCCCUGCUGCGUCUGGCCACGCAGAUCAGCUUCAGUCUCUCCGUUAAACCGAUUGCAUUGGCUGCAACGAGUCCUUCAGGUGGCAGCAGUGUCUUCGUCAGUGGUUGGGGCAACACGGAAGAAGAGAACACUGCCAUUGGCACUGGUAAAUACUCGAGUAGUUUGCAAUUGGUGCAGCUGCAGAUUAUCGAGCGUGACGAUUGCUCAUCGGCCAAAUACGGCUAUGGCUGGGAUUUUGUGGGACAGGAAAUGAUAUGUGCUGCCACUGACAAUAAGGAUGCCUGCACUGGCGACUCGGGUGGUCCCCUGGUCUCCGCCAGUUUGCUGGCUGGCAUUGUCUCCUGGGGCCACGGCUGUGCUCAGCCCAAUUACCCAGGUGUCUAUGUCAAUGUGGCCGUCAUGCGUUCCUGGAUAAUUAAGACGGCAAAUGAAGUAUAAAAAUUUAAUUUAAAUUCUGGGCUAUUACAUUUUUUAUAAAAUAAAGUCUAUAUAAAACUGAACGAACACAAAUUUUAUAAUCGCGCGAAUUUCUAAA